GGUGUAUUUAAGGCAGAGAUAGAUAGGUUCUUGAUUAGCCAGAGCAUCAAAGGGUAUGGUGUGGAAGUAGGGGAGUGGGGAUGACUGGAAGAAUUGGAUCAGCCCAUGAUUGAAUGGCGGAGCAGACUUGAUGGGCCAAAUGGCCUAGUUCUGCCCCUAUAUUUUAUGGUCUAAUAUUUGAAAGGUUUCGUUGAACCCCGCCCCCCUCCCAUCCUUCUAAAUUCCAGUGAGUACAAAUCCAGAGCCAUCAAACGUUCCUCGUAUGAAAAUCCUUUCAUUCCUGGAAUCAUCCUGGUGAACCUCCUCUGAACCCUCUCCAAUGCCAGCACCUCUUUUCUAAGAUGAUGAGCACAAAAUUCUUCACAAUACUCACCAGUGACUUAUAAAGCCUCAGCAUCGCAAUCCUGCUCUUCCAUUCUAGAUCUCUUGAAAUGAAUGCUAACAUUGCAUUUCCCUUCCUCACCACCAACUCAACCUGCAAGUUAACCUUUACCGGGUUCUGCACAAGGGCUCCCAAGUCCCUUUGCAUCUCAGAUUUUUGGAUUCUCCCCCCCUCCCCAUUUAGAAAAUAGUCUGCACAUUUAUUUCUACUACCAAAGUGGAUGACCAUGUACUUUCCGACAUUGUAUUUCAUUUGUCACUUUCUUACCCAUUCCCCUAAUCUGCCUAAGUCUUUCUGCAGCCUACCUGUCUCCUCAACACUACCUGCCUCUCCACAAAUCUUUGUAUCAUCUACAAACUUGACAACAAAGCCAUCUAUUCCAUCAUCUAAAUCAUUUAUAUACAGCAUAAAAAGAAGUGGUUCCAACACCGACCCCUACAGAACACCACUAGUCAUUGGCAGCCAACCAGAAAAGGAUCCUUUUAUUCCCAUUCACUGUCUCCUACCAAACGGCCAGUGCUCUAACCAUGCCAGUAACUUCCCGGUAAUACCAUGGGCUCUUAAUUUGCUAAGCAGCCUCAUGCGUUGCACCUUGUCAAAGGUCUUCUGAAAGUCCAAAUAUACAACAUCCACUGCAUAUCUCCUCAAAGAAUUCCAACAGGUUGGAAUGGCAUAAGCAGCAAUGGCAUAAGUUUCUGGGAAAAUUGAGAAAGAUGCAGGAUAGAUGUAUCCCAAAAUUGAAAAAAUACUCAAAUGGCAAAAUAGUACAACUGACAAAGGAAGUCAAAGCCAAUGUUAAAACAAAAGAGGGCAUACAACAAAGCAAAAAUUAGUGGGAAGACAAAGGAUUGAGAAGCUUUUAAAGAACUACAGAGAGCAACUAAAAGAAUCAUAAGAAGAGAAAAGAUGAAAUACGAUAUCACAUUACUUCUUGUAUUCCAUGCACUGAAAUAUAACACUUUGAGUAAUGUAUUUGCUAUGCUUUUUGAUUCUGCAUCCCUAAUGCUCUGAUACUCAGCCUGCUGGCUGCAAUUAUGUCCUAUCAUCUAUCUGCCAGUUUCUGAUAGUCUGACUGCAUGCCAUCUUUGCUUUUUAACUAUCCUGAGUCCCUUCACUUUGGUUCCAUCCCCCCCCCCCCACCAAAUUAGUUUAAACAUUCCAAACCCAUAUAUAAACCUUCCAACCCCACAGAUGAGAUCCCAGUCUGUAACUCACUCCUAGAAAUUGUUUAUUCUAUAUAUGAACUCCUGGAUUUGUUUCCAGCCUGUAACCCACAACCCAGAUCAGAAAUCCAGCAUUAGAUCAAAGCCUCAAACCCAUUCCCAAGAAUAUAUUAUUUCAUAUAUAUCUAUAUACACCCCUGGAUUAAAUCUCAGCUUGUGAGUCACUCUAGGGAUCUAUUACCUUGUUAAAGGAUGAUCCAGAAGAUUAAGAUGCAUGGGAUCUACAGUGACUUUGCCAUCUGGAUUCAGAAUUGACUUGCCCACGGAAGGUUGAUGAUAAUCAUCAAUGAAACAUAUUCUGGAGGGGGGUCAAUGAGUAGUAAUAUUCCAUAAAAAACUUGGAUGAAAACAUGGAUGGAUAUGUUAGGAAGUUCCCAGGUGAUACAAAAGGUUGUUUGUGCGGUGGAUAGAGUGAAAGAUUGCCAAAGAAUACAGUGGCAUAUAGAUCGGUUGCAGACAUAGAUGGCAAAAUAGAUGGAGUAGGUGCAGUUUAACUCACCCAAGUGUGAAGUGUUGCACUUUGGGAGGUCAUUGCAGAGAGAUCGUGGAGUCCAAGUCUAUAGCUCCCUGAAAACAGUGGCUGAACAGGUUAAUAGGGUAGUAAAGAAGGCAUAGGAUAUGCUUUAUUAAUCAAGGCACUGAGCUGUAGAUUCAGGGGGUUAUGUGGCAGCUUUAUCAAGCUCUGGUUAAGCCACACCUGGAAAAUUCCAUUCAUUUCUGGAAGAAUGUGGAGGCUUUGGAGAGAAUGCAAAAGAGGUUCACCACAAUGCUGCCUGGAUUAAAGGAGAGUUUGGACAAUCCUGUUUCUUCUCCCCCUGGAGUAUCAGAGGCUAAGGGGAAACUUGAUAGAAGUUUAUAAAAUUAUAAGAUAGAGCGGGCUUCCGGUAACUUUUUCAUAGGGUUGAAAUGCCUAAUACUAUAAGCAUGUGGUUAAUGUUAAAGGGUGCAAGUUCUUUACAGAGAAUGGUGGGUGCUGGGAAUGCACUACCAGGGGUGGUAAUAGAGGCAAGUAUGACAAAGGCAUUUAAGAGGCUCUUGGAUAGGUACAUGAAUAUUCAUAGAAUGGAAGAAUAUGGAUGUUGUGUAGGCAGAAGGAAUUGGUUCAGUCAGUUAGUUAGUUAGUUUGGUACAACAUCAUGGGUGGUAAGGCCUGUUCCUGAGCUAUAUUUUAACACUAAGAACUUCUGGAUUAAAUCCCAGUCUAUAACUUACUUCUAGGAAUCUAUUACUCUAUAAAAAAUAAACCCUGAUCCUCUUGGGUAUAUAUAAAACCCAGAUCCCAACCUGUAAGUCACUCCUGAGCAUCUCUUAUUCUGUACGUACACCCCUAAACCACUGGAUUAGAUAGCAGCCUCUAACUCACUCCCAGCAUUCAGUAAUUAUAUAUACUUAAUCAAUCUCCCAAAACCCCUGGAUUGGAUCCCAGCCUGUAACCCAUUCCUGUGGACCUGUUAAUCUACAUAUAAACACCACAAAUUCCAGAAUUAGAUCCCAUCCUGUAAUCCCUUCCUGGGGGUUUGUUAUGUAUAUAUAAACCCCCAAACCCGAAGAUUAGCAUGCUAUAAAACUUCUGCCUCGCCAUGCCCUGUGGGACAGAGUGAAGUUUUCAGAGAGCAGGCAGUUAACUGGUAAUGCCAGCGGCAGUCUCUCAGUGACAUCUCCCCCGUGUGCCGAUGGAUGAGUAGACUCCCUCCUUUGUUCCAGAACAAUCCCUGGAAUUCUCUGUGCUUGUGUGUGUGUGAGUGUUCGAGUGUGCGCGCUCUGCCACCAAACACUUGUUUCUUUGUACGUGAUCUGAAUGCCCGCCCAGUGCAGCCCUGCUCCCUGUCACUGCCAACCGGUCCAGCCCACCCUGCCCCACUGACAUCCAAGGGGUGGGUUCAAUGUGCCUUAAAAGUAGCCGCUGGCACUCUGUUAUCGAGAUAGAGCGCAGGACAGGGGCUGGCUGAGUAACAGCAGGGCAUUACUAAACGCCAGGGAGAUCCUCUCUACCUUCAUCGUUCCCUCGAACACAAGCUCCUGGCGCAGGCAUGUGCCAUAACGGGAAAGCUGCAUCUGUCUGCUGUGUCGCCGUGCUCUACGCACUCUCUGUGCUGAGCUCCACACAUGCCAUCUCGGUGUCCACGCACCAUAAUCUCCACAAAACUGUCGGCUCGGAUGUGACGCUGUACUGUGGAUUCUGGUCCAGUGAGUACGUCUCUGAUCUCACCACACUGAGCUGGAGAUUCCGCCCUGACAACUCCAGAGAAAUUAUCUCGAUCUUUCACUAUGGCAAUGGAGUUCCUUACAUUGAGAAGUGGGGCCAAUUCAAAGGGAGAGUGGAAUGGGUUGGGGAUAUAUCCAAGCACGAUGGUUCAAUUGUCAUCCGAAAUCUGGACUACAUCGACAAUGGUACCUACACCUGUGAUGUCAAGAACCCUCCAGAUGUGAUUGGAACCUCAUCAGAUGUUCAUCUGACAGUCUACGACAGAAUUCCCCCCAUCGGUGCUGGAGUUGUGUCGGGUGCUAUCAUUGGCACCUUCCUUGGGAUCAUUCUACUAAUUGUUGGAGGACUAUACCUGUUCCGCUACAUUGUCCGGAGACGGGCAAGGAGUGAGACCAUCUUCUUCAAAGGAGCCAGUGCUGCAGAACGUGGAAAGGCCAGCGGGAAGUCUGGGACUGGGACUAAGGGCCCUGUCCUCUACGCCACCCUGGACCAGAGCAAGAGCGGCAAGGGGGCCAGUGAGAAGAAGGCGAAGACCUCGGAGUCCAAGAGGGAGCGGAAAUAGCGGUUAGCCCGCCGGGGGGGCGCUGGGAGGGGCAAUGCAGGGGCACCGGCCAGGGCUGGGGACGGCCAGCGUGUGCUUAUGACUAUCGAGCUGACGCUGACAGAUUCGGACACCGGCAGUGACACCGAGGGCAGGGGUCCAGGGGCCGUCACCAGAUAACUGGCCAGACUCUGCUAAUGCCUACCCAUCACCACAAGUUGCAGCUCCCCCCUUCCCGUCUUCCGGCUCUCCCUCACCUCGGGCUCCUCUACCACCUCCAUGCAGUCCCAGGGCUAGGCAAGGGGGUUGGUGGUCCAGCUGGGUUGAGAAUAGGUUGGUGGGGGGGGGUGAUAUUGGAAUAGGGCAAAGGGGAACGGGCAAUCCUUGUGGACCCCAACGAUUGCCAACGGCCCUUGGUGUUGGUAUGUGUGGUUCCUGCGUCAGGUCAGUUAGGGUUGUGGGGGCAAGCAGACAACCUAACCUCUUUCCCAUUUCCUGCCCCAUUGGUGGCAGAGGGUAGGGGUGACCCUGCAUUGGAAACGUUACCCGUGACCCUGGGAAUCCCAUCCCCUUUCAUUCCCGAUGGCCAAAACUGACCCUCUCCUCCCCUGGCUCACCCCAGACGGUACUAUCUUAUGUCUCUGGGUGCAUCCCAAACCCUCACUGUAUGCUCGAGGGGGUGGAAGAAGACCCAACCAACAAGUGCCUCAACCCUAGCACAGCUCCGGGAGCAGGGGUGGGGCUGGUUGUUACUCUGAACUACCAAAAAUCUGGCUUCUGAAACCAAAAGAACAAAAUCAGGAAGGGGCUGAGAUUCUGGCCACCAUUGGUCAGUUUGGCUGACCAAUGACCAGAAAGACUUUGGUUUCAUUCGUCAGCCUGGCUGCUCUUUGGCUGUCAUUUGUCAGCCUGGCUGGCCAGCACCCAGGGAGACAUUGGCUGCCAUUGGUCAGCUUGGCUGGCCAAUGACCAGAGAGACUCUGGCUGCCACUGGUCAACUGAGUUCAUUAAUGACCUGAGACACAAUGGCCACCAUUGGUCAGCUCAAGAGUGCACUCUGCUCAAACUCAAGUUGGCCCACUCAAGCACUGCUCCGACCCCAAGCUGUAAUUGGCUGUUUGGGGACCUGACCUGAAUAGUGCCUGAGUUGGGCUGUCUGUCAUGUCUCAACAAUGACCCCCUCCAACCCUCUGUACUCCCCCACCCAGACAGGUCAAGGGGGGGGUGACACUUCCCCCUCUCUCCCAAGACAGGCCGUAAGACUAACAUUGCAAUGCGGGUUAUCCUGUUUGUUGUAUUAAUGGAAUUAACGGCAAGAAUCUGUGUCUAAUCCCAUGGGGUCUGCAACCUCUGCCGAGUGUGUGAGAAUGGAAAAGCAGAGGCCCCCUAAUGAUGUAACAGACAUUUCAGUAAUAAAGAAUAUAAGAUAGAAACCUG
This is a messenger RNA of Hypanus sabinus (Atlantic stingray), 5789 nucleotides long. Its product is annotated as myelin protein P0-like. Bases 3636 to 4373 code for a protein of 245 amino acids. The record is from RefSeq and is a predicted model, not a curated record. NCBI's taxonomy places the organism in Eukaryota, Metazoa, Chordata, Chondrichthyes, Myliobatiformes, Dasyatidae. The transcript has 6 exons. Gene Ontology annotation, cellular component: membrane. Gene Ontology annotation, biological process: myelination.